CGCCUUCCAUUCUUCAGCAAAAUGCGUGUUUUUCUCGCCGUCUUGAGCAUUGCAUCUGCCGCGUCUGCAACCUUUUUCCAAGACUGUGGAUCUGUGGCUUCAGAUGUGGUGUUCAAUUUGGAAGACUGUAAUGCAGUGCCCUGUCUCCUGGAGCGUGGAAGGACAUACGCUGUUAACUUCAUAUUUACUACAAGCGAGGCCUCGACCAGCCUGAAGAUCGGAGCCUCAGCGAGCAUCGGAGGCAUCAACGUCCCCUGGCCUGGCGUGGAUACCGACGGGUGCGCGUGGCUGGAAGGGACGUCCACCCCUUGCCCUUACGCCGCCGGGGCACGCGUCGACUGGACCAUGCAGGCGGAGGUUCUCAGUGAAUACCCCGCGAUCUCCUCUGUGGCUACCUUCAAACUCAUUGACGACCAAGGUGUGUUCCAGACAUGUGCUGCUGUGCCCUUCACUAUUGUAUGAUUUUGUAAAGUUUAUACAUUUAUACACACAGUUAGAUAAUUGAUCAUGCAUGGGAAGAAGUUCUCUAUGUGUUUGUAUGAAUGUAUAUAAAGUCGAUUUUCUUUUCUUUACACUUUUAUGUU
This is a messenger RNA of Penaeus indicus, 584 nucleotides long. RefSeq names its product NPC intracellular cholesterol transporter 2-like. Lineage: Eukaryota; Metazoa; Arthropoda; Malacostraca; Decapoda; Penaeidae. Gene Ontology annotation, biological process: sterol transport. The coding region runs from base 22 to 462 and encodes 146 amino acids. Gene Ontology annotation, molecular function: sterol binding. The transcript is spliced from 4 exons. The record is from RefSeq and is a predicted model, not a curated record.